AUCCAGGAUUACUUUGAUAAGAUAAAAAAUCCCAUGGACCUGUCUACUAUAGAAAUGAAACUCAACAAUAGACAAUACACCGAUCCAUGGCAAUACAUUAAUGACGUAUAUCUGAUGUUUGAGAAUGCCUGGUGCUAUAACAAGAGAACUCACAGAGUCUAUAAGUACUGCACUAAGUUGUCUGAAAUCUUUGACUCGGAGAUUGAUGGACCUGUUCGAUCUCUCGGC
Messenger RNA from Helobdella robusta, 228 nucleotides. RefSeq lists its product as hypothetical. Lineage: Eukaryota; Metazoa; Annelida; Clitellata; Rhynchobdellida; Glossiphoniidae. Gene Ontology annotation, molecular function: protein binding. The transcript has 2 exons. The annotation marks the transcript as partial. The record is from RefSeq and is a predicted model, not a curated record.